UAGCUCUCGCUUAAAGAUGUCCCCAAAAAGUCUUCUCAUCACCGGUGCCAACCGCGGAAUCGGACUCGGUCUUCUGAAGCAGUUCCUCAAGCAUAAGGACAUUCAAAUUAUCAUUGCCACGUGCAGAGAUCCUUCAAAGGCUGAGGAGCUCAGCAACCUUAAAGACUCUCGUCUACACAUUUUGCCAUUGGACAUUGAUUGUGACGAGUCAAUCAGCAAACUGUACGCAGAGGUUGAAAAGCUGGUUGGCGAAGACGGUCUAACUGUUCUUCUCAACAAUGCUGGCAUUCUGCUCCCUUAUGAUGUCGAAGGAGAAAAGAACCGUAAAACAUUGAUCCGUCAGCUUGAGACUAAUUCCGUCUCAACUGCACUCAUCACUCAAGAAUUUCUCCCAUUGCUCAAAAAAGCUGCAGCCAAGAAUGGAGGAGAUGGUUAUUCAAUUAACCGAGCUGCAAUUGUUAAUAUUUCUUCUACUGCCGCAUCAGUUGAGAAGAUUGAUGGAACCUUCAACGGACCGCUAGUUGCCUACCGUAUGAGCAAGUCGGCUCUGAACUCUUUUGCCAAAUCCUGUUCAAUUGAUCUCGCCAAGUAUCAUAUCUUGGUCACCUCAUUCUGCCCAGGAUGGGUUAAAACUGGUAUGGGAGGUGCAAAUGCAAUGCUUGAGAUUGAAGAUGCUACGAAGACCCUCUCCGACAACAUUCUCACCCUCGGAAAUGCCCAUCACGGAGCAUACCUCAACGCAGACCUCACUGUUAUUCCAAAUUAAAUUCUUGUUCAAAAUUGUUAAUAAAGCUGUUUUCAUU
Caenorhabditis elegans is the source of this 803-nucleotide messenger RNA. RefSeq names its product DeHydrogenases, Short chain (gene F20G2.2). The record is from RefSeq and is marked reviewed. The coding region runs from base 17 to 766 and encodes 249 amino acids. Lineage: Eukaryota; Metazoa; Nematoda; Chromadorea; Rhabditida; Rhabditidae. The transcript is spliced from 5 exons.